Messenger RNA from Vigna umbellata (rice bean), 1547 nucleotides. The record is from RefSeq and is a predicted model, not a curated record. Lineage: Eukaryota; Viridiplantae; Streptophyta; Magnoliopsida; Fabales; Fabaceae.
GAAAGUAGUUUGAAAUACUGUGAUAACCCAGGUUCGAUUCAAUGUAGGGCUGUACGUGCUAUGAAUGAAACUCUGAAGCAAAAUCGUCUCUUGAGAGAACGAGGGGAUGAUAACUCUACGAACAAUAACAGUAGUGAUGCAAAUCUUCAGAAAAAUGUGUCAAAUUUUCAUCUUGAUGGUCAUGAUGCACUAUAUUCUCGUCAACAUGACCAAGGAAACUCACAAAAGGCAAUGUCAUUACCAUCUUCACCUCAUGAAUAUAGAGGUCAUUCUUCGGAGAGAAUUGGACUGUCGAGAGAAGGAGUGAAUGAUGAAAUGGAGUCAACUUGGAAUAAAGUACUGGAAUCUCAAAUGUUCAAUAAUAAACCUCUUUUACCAUACGAAAAAUGGAAUAUUGACUUCUCUGAAUUGACUGUUGGAACUCGGGUAGGAAUUGGUUUCUUUGGAGAGGUUUUCCGUGGCAUAUGGAAUGGCACAGAUGUUGCAAUCAAGGUUUUUCUAGAGCAAGAUUUAACUGCUGAAAAUAUGGAAGAUUUUUGCAAUGAGAUAUCUAUUCUGAGCCGACUCCGACAUCCUAAUGUUAUAUUGUUUCUCGGUGCAUGCACAAAGCCUCCACGGUUGUCAAUGGUUACAGAAUAUAUGGAAUUGGGAUCGUUGUAUUACUUGAUACAUUUAAGUGGUCAAAAGAAGAAGCUUAAUUGGCGGAGAAGACUAAGGAUGUUACGUGACAUAUGCAAGGGUUUGAUGUGCAUACAUCGAAUGAAGGUUGUUCACCGUGAUCUGAAAAGCGCAAAUUGUCUGGUGAAUAAGCAUUGGACUGUGAAAAUAUGUGAUUUUGGGCUUUCAAGAUUAAUGACAGAGUCUCCUAUGAGAGAUUCUUCCUCGGCUGGAACUCCGGAAUGGAUGGCUCCUGAGCUCAUUCGAAAUGAACCAUUCACAGAAAAAUGUGAUAUCUUUAGCCUUGGGGUGAUAAUGUGGGAACUAUGCACAUUGAGCAGACCAUGGGAAGGAAUACCACCUGAGAGGGUGGUCUAUUCCGUUGCAAAUGAGGCUUCCAGAUUGGAAAUACCAGAAGGCCCUCUAGGAAGGCUUAUUUCAGAUUGUUGGGCAGAAUCCCAUGAGCGGCCAAGUUGUGAGGAGAUUCUUUCUCGUUUGGUGGACAUCGAGUACUCCUUGUGUUGAAGCAAUAUCUUUUGUACAUAGAAAACUUUGGGUAGAGUUUUUACAUUGUAUUAUCGGCUGAUGUUGUGGACUAUUUGUGAAUUUUGUUCGUUUUCGCAGAACGUGCGAAGUAUGAAUCCAUAGUUUAUCCCUGUGCUGCAACUGCAUCUCGUUCUGGGCCAAUGAGAAAGAUGAGAUCAAUCCAUCUCUCGUAUUUUAUUUACAAUGAAAUUCAAAACAACAGUGUCUGGGGAAGAAUAGUUAUUCCCGAUCCCAAUUGGAUAAUAAUCAUGCAGUUUUAUGAAGUUUAUUUAAAUAUUUAGAUUAAGUUGGUUCCAUGUAGAAUAUCAUAAUAGAAAUAAAUUAUCAUAUUUUUAAAUUUUAAA